Molecule: messenger RNA, 1656 nt
Organism: Oryza sativa Japonica Group (Japanese rice)
Lineage: Eukaryota; Viridiplantae; Streptophyta; Magnoliopsida; Poales; Poaceae
Product: cinnamoyl-CoA reductase 1
Molecular function (GO): oxidoreductase activity, acting on the CH-OH group of donors, NAD or NADP as acceptor
Source: RefSeq, a predicted model, not a curated record
GCCUCGUCUCCUUGCAUCCGCUGCACCCACCACUCAAAAACCUGCAGCUUGCUCCCUAGCUUAGCUAGCAGACGACGACACAGGUGUACCUAGCAAACUAGCUAGCAACUGUACACGCGUAGCUGUCGUCGUCCCUGCAGGGGGCGUGAUAACAUAUAUCACAGGGAAAUUAAAUUAACUAGCUCGAAGAAAUUCAGGGAGGAGAUCGACUGAUCGAGAUGCCGACUGACGAGACAGCCGCGGCGGCGCCGGCCACCACCGCGCUCUCCGGCCAUGGGUGCACCGUGUGCGUCACCGGCGCCGGCGGGUUCAUCGCGUCGUGGCUCGUCAAGCGCCUCCUCGAGAAGGGCUACACCGUGCGUGGCACCGUCCGGAACCCUAUGGACCCGAAGAACGACCACCUGAGAGCCCUGGACGGCGCCGGCGAGCGCCUCGUCCUCCUCCGCGCCGACCUCCUCGACCCCGACAGCCUCGUCGCCGCCUUCACCGGCUGCGAGGGCGUCUUCCACGCUGCCUCCCCCGUCACCGAUGAUCCUGAGAAGAUGAUAGAGCCGGCGAUCAGGGGGACGAGAUACGUGAUAACGGCGGCGGCCGACACCGGCAUCAAGCGAGUGGUGUUCACGUCCUCCAUCGGCACUGUCUACAUGAACCCCUACAGGGACCCCAACAAGCCCGUCGACGACACCUGCUGGAGUGACCUCGAAUACUGCAAGAGGACAGAGAACUGGUACUGCUACGCGAAGACGGUGGCGGAGCAGGGUGCGUGGGAGGUGGCGCGGCGGCGUGGGGUGGACCUGGUCGUAGUGAACCCGGUGCUGGUGCUGGGACCGCUGCUGCAGGCGACGGUGAACGCGAGCACGGAGCACGUGAUGAAGUACCUGACGGGGUCGGCCAAGACGUACGUGAACGCAGCGCAGGCGUACGUCCACGUCCGCGACGUCGCCGAGGCGCACGUCCGCGUGUACGACUGCGGCGGCGCGCGGGGCCGGUACAUCUGCGCCGAGAGCACCCUGCACCGCGGCGACCUCUGCCGCGCCCUCGCCAAGCUUUUCCCGGAGUACCCCGUCCCGAGCAGGUGCAAGGACGAGGCGGCGCCGCCGGUGAAGGGGUACCUCUUCUCCAACCAGCGCCUCCGUGACCUCGGCAUGGACUUCGUCCCCGUCCGCCAGUGCCUCUACGAAACCGUGCGAAGCCUCCAGGACAAGGGCUUGCUGCCGGUGCUGCCGCCCACCGCCGACGACCACCACCACCCUUCCUCGUGAUCCCCCAUCCAGCUCCCCCGGCGCCCGGCCAUCGUCACUGCAUAUUAAUUUCUGCUGGCUGCUGAUAUAUACUCUUAUUGAGUUCUAAUUUUUUCCUUUUUCCGAUCGGUUUUUACAUAUAUAUUAUAUCUACAUGCACACCGAUCGACACACGUAUGUAUAUUUUUAUGUGUGUAUUGUACGUGUAUUAUGUAUGUGAUUUAAUGGCCGGGUGCAUGCAUGCGCGACUCGUGAGCAAAGUGAUAUAGCGUCAGUGCUGUGUGUGACGUGCACAGUGCAUUUAAUUAGUACGUAAUCUAUGUUUGGUGUCACUGUAAUAUAAGCAUAUGAUAUUGCUCCUUGGUAGGAGUGCAUAUAAUUAAUCAAAUGUCAUGCACCUAAGCUGAGUACUUAA